Ilex paraguariensis (yerba mate) is the source of this 2100-nucleotide messenger RNA. The record is from the annotation of a GenBank genome assembly. Lineage: Eukaryota; Viridiplantae; Streptophyta; Magnoliopsida; Aquifoliales; Aquifoliaceae.
CACCACUACAAUCAAAGGAAGAGUGAGAAAGAGAUAGGAGAGAGAGAAAAUGAGAAUCAUAACAUAACGCACAAUCGAAUAUGUCCUCCUCUCUCUCCUCCCUAUAAAUUCUCUGAGCUCACCUCACUUCUUCCCUAAUAAAACACAGCCCUCUCUACUGUUCAGUAGGGUUUAUAUGCGCACACAUACAUAUAUAUACGUAGUAUUUAUACGGAGAUAGAGAGAGAGAGAGUCAUGGAAUCGUAUACUCUGCAUCUAGCUAUGGCAGCACUUGUCGGUGCUUCUUUUGUGGCGGUCUCGGCCUAUUACAUGCACAGGAAAACCCUAAAUCAGUUGCUUGAGUUCGCGAAGACGAUGGAGAGAGAAAGAGAGAGAGACGAUGCAGCGGCGGAGGACGACUCGCCGCAGCAUUUCAAGAAGGGUGUCGCCGCGGCAGAGAAGCGGCGGAACCAUAGCCGGAGGAAAGCGAACGGCUAUUACAAGCGUGCUUCGGCGUCGUUGCCGGAUGUCACGGCGAUUUCUGCUGACGUAGAGGAGAGGAGGAACGGUCCGGUUCAUGUGGAUGGGAUUCCUGCAGGCUUGCCGAGGCUCCACACGCUUCCUGAAGGGCAAGCUGCUGGCCUUUUUUGUUCAACCAAGAGACCAGGACAUCUCAUUAGACCCACUUCUCCCAAGUCUCCUGUUGCUAGUGCCAGUGCAUUCGAAAGUGUAGAAGGGUCAGAUGAUGAAGACAAUAUGACUGAUAAUGCUAAACUAGACUCUACAUAUCUUCAUACUAAUGGAAAUUCUAAUCUACCAGAUCAUGUAAAUGCUAAUGGAGAGCAGAUGCCUAUAGCUGCCUCAAGCAUGAUUCGUUCCCAUAGUGUAUCUGGUGACCUGCAUGGUGUUCAACCUGAUCCUGUUGCAGCUGAUAUUCUUAGGAAAGAGCCAGAGCAUGAAACUUUUGUACGACUCAAAAUUUCCCCAACUGAGGUACCAUCUGCUGAUGAAGUAGAGGUCUAUCGGGCUCUGCAAGUCUGCCUUGAAAUGCGGAAGAGUUAUGUAUUCAAGGAAGGAGCAGCUUCAUGGGAGAAAGAAGUUAUAUCCGAUCCUAGUACACCGAAGCCUAACCCAAAUCCAUUUGAUUAUACUCCUGGGGGAAAAUCUGACCAUUAUUUUCAAAUGGAAGAUGGAGUUGUCCAUGUUUAUGCAAACAAAGAUUCAAAAGAGAGACUUUUUCCUGUUGCUGAUGCAACGACUUUUUUCACUGAUCUGCAUCACAUCCUUAAAGUAAUAGCGGCUGGGAAUAUACGAACUUUAUGCCAUCAUCGGCUAGUUCUGCUGGAACAAAAAUUCAAUCUUCAUUUGAUGCUUAAUGCUGAUAGAGAGUUCCUAGCUCAGAAAAGUGCACCACAUCGUGACUUCUAUAAUGUCAGAAAAGUUGACACACACGUUCAUCACUCAGCAUGCAUGAACCAGAAACAUCUUCUGAGAUUCAUUAAAUCGAAGUUGAGGAAGGAGCCCGAUGAGGUUGUUAUAUUUCGAGAUGGAACAUAUCUGACCUUGAAGGAGGUUUUUGAGAGCUUGGAUUUGACCGGGAAUGACCUGAAUGUUGACCUUCUAGAUGUUCAUGCUGACAAGAGCACCUUUCAUCGCUUUGACAAGUUCAACCUGAAGUAUAAUCCUUGUGGUCAAAGUAGGUUGCGGGAAAUUUUCUUGAAGCAGGAUAAUCUUAUCCAGGGUCGUUUCCUUGCUGAGCUGACGAAGCAAGUGUUCACAGACCUUGCUGCGAGCAAAUAUCAAAUGGCUGAAUACAGGGUAUCAAUAUAUGGUAGAAAGCAAAGUGAGUGGGACCAAAUGGCUAGUUGGAUAGUCAAUAAUGAGUUGUACAGUGAGAAUGUUGUCUGGUUGAUUCAGCUUCCACGACUGUACAAUGUGUACAAGGAGAUGGGAAUUGUUACAUCAUUCCAGAAUAUUCUUGACAAUAUAUUUCUUCCUCUGUUUGAAGUCACAGUUGAUCCAGAUUCACAUCCUCAGUUGCAUGUUUUCUUGAAACAGGAGUCACAUUUUUCAAAACCCACCAUUAGAUUUUAUACUCCUGAGCUUUUGUUGCUUUAUUGA